Molecule: messenger RNA, 807 nt
Organism: Pseudozyma flocculosa PF-1
Lineage: Eukaryota; Fungi; Basidiomycota; Ustilaginomycetes; Ustilaginales; Ustilaginaceae
Exons: 1
Coding region: 1-807 (268 amino acids)
Source: RefSeq, a predicted model, not a curated record
AUGGUCGGCGGCAAGCUCGGCAGCACUACCGUAUCCGUGACCUUGAUUGGCACCGCCACAGCGAUUCUUCAGAUCGAUGAGGUCCGGUUUCUCACUGACCCGGCGUUCGAUGGCGCGGGCCACGAGUACACCGUCAUGCCGGGCAUGUCCAUCACAAGCACCGCUGAUCCGGUCCUCUCCAUCGACAAGCUGGGCCACAUCGAUGCGGUGCUCUUGAGUCACGAGGAUCAUGCCGACAAUCUCGACACGAUCGGUCGCCGCUUACUCGAUGGAAGGCUUGUGUUGACGACGCGCGAUGGUGCAAACAAUCUCGCUCCUCGCCCCGACGUCUUUGGCUUGGGCGGAUGGCAAAGCAAGCUGGUCAAGGUUGGCGGCAAAGACUUCAGCAUCACGGCCAUUCCCUGCGUCCACAAGUCGAGCAGCGCAUGCAUCGGCUUCGUGAUCGAGUCGCCCUCUUUCGGCGAGACCGACGGCCUCCCCAACGCCAUCUACUACACGGGCGACACCAUCCUCUUUGACGAGCUGUACAAGGUCAAGGACAAAUGGCACGUCUCGCUCCUCCUCAUCAACCUCGGCCGGGCCGAGGCUCCAGUCGGUGCCGAGGGUUCCAUGGAGCCCAUCACAAUGGACUCGCGUGCGGCAGUCGAGCUCAUCCAGCAGAUCAAGCCGGACGUUGUCGUGCCGCAGCACUUUGACUCUUGGGCUCACUUUGCCGAGCGCAGCGACCAGGUCAAGAAGAACUGGGCAGAAGCCGGUAUCACCAACGUCACGUACGCAAAGCCCGGAGAGGCGUUCAGGGUGCUGUAG